CACAGGAAGCGUCAUGGAUCUCGUCCAAUGACAGGAACGGUGCCUCCCAGUCAGUGGAAGUAGUUUUUCUCCGAUAGCGAGAAGGUGAACAAGUGUCUCCUAACGUGAGGUAAAAAUUGGUAAAUGUAGGAAAUUUGCUCGUUAUUUUAACCUGGAAAGUACUCGUUCUGCAUGUGUACACUACACUGUAGUACACAUUUGAGGCGCAGUGCAUACAAAUAGAUGCACUGGCUUAGGAGUCCACUCCAAAAAACAUUUGCUCCACUGCUCACACAGAGGCUAUUCUGUUCACAGAAGCAACUCCCCAUUUUAACACUCUUCACAAAGGAUCCAUGCCCACUUUGUGAUGAUGCAAAAGAAGUCCUUGAACCAUAUAAGCACAGAUUCAUACUACAUCAAGUGGACAUAACCGCGCCCGACAAUAAAGUAUGGUACGAUAGGUACAAGUUUGACAUACCUGUAUUCCAUCUGAAUGGCCAGUUUCUAAUGAUGCAUCGAGUCAACACAACACUUCUUGAGAAGAGUUUAUCAAAGCUCGAGGACAGCUAGUUCAUGGGCUUCAUGUAUGCAUCAAUAAUAUGUUUUUCUUUUUUCUUUUCUUCGAUCACAACAUGUUUUUGGCUGUGAGGAGAUUUUCUAGGCGAUAUGUAAUAAAGAUCAUGUAUAUUUCACCGUGA
Molecule: messenger RNA, 677 nt
Organism: Engraulis encrasicolus (European anchovy)
Lineage: Eukaryota; Metazoa; Chordata; Actinopteri; Clupeiformes; Engraulidae
Gene: c11h5orf63
Product: chromosome 11 C5orf63 homolog
Exons: 4
Coding region: 223-549 (108 amino acids)
Source: RefSeq, a predicted model, not a curated record